Molecule: messenger RNA, 2568 nt
Organism: Dermacentor albipictus
Lineage: Eukaryota; Metazoa; Arthropoda; Arachnida; Ixodida; Ixodidae
Product: E3 ubiquitin-protein ligase Mdm2-like
Biological process (GO): regulation of gene expression; regulation of cell cycle; cell cycle
Cellular component (GO): nucleus
Molecular function (GO): ubiquitin protein ligase activity
Source: RefSeq, a predicted model, not a curated record
CUGCACCCCUGCGUUGCCGCAUACGGCGGCGAUGCUACCGAAGCCUGCACAAAUGCGUUUCGAGCUGUAUGCAAUUUUUCCCCCCGAGUUCUUCGACCGGUCGCGACAACCGACAGCUUGGCGCGUCUUGUCGGAAUUUUCGUCGCAUAUUUCGCUUAAAACGCAUGACAAACAGCACCGAUCACGACAAACAGGCUCAUAUAUGUUCGCAGCACGCAAACAGCAUGAACACAACACCGUUUUUUGAGUUCCACGUUGUUGACGAGCCGGUCCUCCCAGCGUCGCGCGGGCUGAUAAGCGAUCGGGCGGGUGAUGCUACGCCGCGUUCAAAUAUUUGAAUUUAAACGCUUGAACGUUUGAAAAAAAGGCUUGUCCGACGGCGGCACAGACAUGUCGGGCGCGCGCGAGGCUGAAUCACACCGCCUGCUAGGUGCGACGGUAGAGGAAACAAUGACGGAAGAAGUUGCAACGCCAGCGGUCAACCCUCGCGUGUGUGCGAGCGCGUCGUCGCCCGCCCCGACAUGUUCGGGCAAGAGCACUGCGUAAGUAGCGCCGCGUCGUCUCGCACUGCCGGCUGGCGAUCUCGUGGCACUUCGUCCGGAGCGCGCCGCCGGCACCCACGGUUAGAGCUCGUCGUCGCAAAACUCUUCAUACCAAAGGAUGGACUCAUGGAGUGCCUUAAAACAGUGGGGGCUAAGCCGGGGCCCUUUACUUUCCCACAGAUAAUAGACCUUGUGAGAACGUAUGUCAUGGAACGGCGGCUUGCGGAUGCCAAGUUGCCAACCAUGAUCGUCUGUGGCCACGACCCACUGGGCAAGGUGUUUGGUGUGGAACGUUUUCUAGUCAACGAAGUCAUCGAUCAUCUAGUCAAACAAAUGUAUGCUGUACCACCGCAGCAUGUAGUAUCUCAAGGAACGUUAAAGCGGGAACUCCAGUCGGGCGACAACGGCACCAGCGACGCACUGGUCAUCAAGCGUGCGCGCCUGGACGCAGAUUCGACGAGUGGAGCAAGUGCAUCGUGCACGUUGUCCCCCGUGCGUCUGUACAUACCACCGUCUCCGUGCUACGACAGCGGGCCAGAGACGGAAUACAGCUAUCAGGGCCAUGAGACGGAGUUCAUCAAGGACACAAGCGACGACCUCUGGUUCCUCGAGGAGUCUUCGUCGGACGGCAACUCGACUGACGACGAGAUCACCCAGCGACGGCUCAUGAGGGUUGCGGCCCUGGCGGCCGAGCUGCUGCAACGUGAGGAGGAAGGCGGCCACAUCGACGACGACUGCCCGUAUGAGGUGGAGUACGAGAUCGAGGAGGAGGAGUCUGACCACCAUGCUGCCGGAAAGGCGGGCAGCAUCUCCUCCGACAGCGACAUUGAGGACGUGGCACAGGCGGAGAUCCUGAUUUGUGUAAAUGACGACGACGCGCAGUUCUGGGCCGACUCUUCCGACAGCUACUCCUCCGACUCUGAGAUUGGCGAUGCGGACCUAUGGCAGUGCCGGCUGUGUGGCACGCGGUGCGAGCCCCACGGUUUGUCGGCCGUGCAACGGUACUGCACCACCUGCUGGAAGGAGCGCUUUGGAUGGCUGCCCGACCGGGAGGAGCGACACCCGCCGCAGAAGAAGCGCCGCCGGGUCCAGCGCCGCAACAGCCUCAGGGCGAGCAUCUGCCGCGUGUCGAGCACACUGGGCGGCGGCGGCGUGAGCUCGGACCGGCACCAACUGAACAGUGCCGGCGAGGAAAGUCGGUCGGGGUCGUCCUGCAAUGACAGCGUGAAGCUGCACUCGGAAGGACCUGGCAGCAACUCGAACACCAACGGAUCACAAGAGAGUAGUGGUGGGAGCACUUCAGAGGGGCUGUCGCACAUCGACGACGGCGACGAGGGAGACGGCUUCAGCGCGGCGACGACCGGUGCGAGCCAAGAGGCACCGGACGACUGGUCUCAGCCCGGCUGCAGCACGGACAAGCAGGACGGCGACGCGCUGGCACUCCGUAGUUCGGCAGUGGCAGACCUGUGCACCAUCUGCAUGGUGCGCCCCAAGUGCGGCAUUCUGGUGCACGGUCGAACGAGUCACCGUCUGACGUGCUACAAGUGCGCGUUGCAGCUGCAGAAGCGAAACCAGCCGUGCCCGGUGUGCCGACGCCGGAUCCAGCGCGUCGUGCGCAACUUCGACGCCUAAUGCGUGGGCGUUCGUCUUGUGCCUCCACUCAUGUGUAACGUCCCGCCAGGAGCUGGCGAAAAGUGUACAACUUCAACACUUUGGCCAGGAGUGCCCUUUUUGGUGGUUUGGUUGUCGCGCACGACUGUUUUCUCGUCACGUGUUCUGGUUUUUAUUCUCUUUUUCACACUUCGUGAACUCGCAUUGCAAAACGCAAGUGUGCGGCUGAAAAAUGUUCUAGUUAAUUUUUUUUUCCGUUGCUUUUUUUUUUCUUAGAUAAGUGCAACAUGGCGCAACUGCAAUUAGUAGCCUGUUUGCAUUUCUUCCUCAGAAAAGCUCCCACACCCUCGAGUCUUAAAUUUGCUAGUGCUCCUGUUGGUUUGGUUCAAAUAAAGAAUCAAGUCUUGUUGUUUUA